AUGAAAAAAGACCAAUAUUUUACAUUGAUGAGACAUGGGUGGACAACAAUUUUGACAUUCGGGAAGUGCUGCAGUAGUGAUGAAGUGCCUGGUGUGUUGACGAACACAAGUUCAUCCAACAGACUGAUUGUUGUAAACGCGGGUUCUACAGAUGGAUUUCUUAAAGGGGCUGCUUUAACUUUUAGGGCGGGUAAAGCGACGGGGGAUUACCACGGACAAAUGAAUAGUAAUAAUUUUGAGAAAUGGGCUGAAGAAAAACUCCUGCCUAACCUUCCAGAAAAAAGUGUUAUUGUAAUGGACAAUGCACCCUAUCAUUGCCAUCAAGAAAAUAAGGCGCCAACAAAGUACGCUGUGAAAAAGGAAAUGAUAGACUGGCUGCAGAGUAACAACAUACAAUGCUCAGCAGAUAUGAAAAAGUUUCAGUUGUACGAGCUGAUAGAAAAGCACAAACCUAAAGAAAAGGUGUAUCGCAUCGACGUGGCGUUGAAGAGGCGAGGCCAUGCGGUUCUCAGAUUACCACCCUACAUGUGUGAAUUAAACCCAAUUGAGCUGGCCUGGGUUAAAAUCAAGAGAGUGGUGAAAGGAAACAACAUAAGAGGAGACCUGUCACUAACGAAACUGGAAGAGGCAACACGAGAAGCGCAAAGUUCUGUUAGCAAGAUCGACUGGGAAGGCUUCACAAACCACACCUUGAAGCUAGAACAACACUACUGGGAACAGGACGGCUUGAUGGAAGAUGCCAUCGACAAAUUCGUGAUUGAGUUGGGCGGAAUGGACAGCAGUGACAGUGAAGUGUCAGAUGACAGUGAGGAAGAAAUAUCUGACAGUGAACUGGCUCAACCUCUUCCAAGUACAAGUGAUGAUUAA
This is a messenger RNA of Homalodisca vitripennis (glassy-winged sharpshooter), 867 nucleotides long. RefSeq lists its product as uncharacterized. Gene Ontology annotation, molecular function: nucleic acid binding. Bases 1 to 867 code for a protein of 288 amino acids. The transcript has a single exon. NCBI's taxonomy places the organism in Eukaryota, Metazoa, Arthropoda, Insecta, Hemiptera, Cicadellidae. The record is from RefSeq and is a predicted model, not a curated record.